Molecule: messenger RNA, 2078 nt
Organism: Leptopilina heterotoma
Lineage: Eukaryota; Metazoa; Arthropoda; Insecta; Hymenoptera; Figitidae
Product: histone-lysine N-methyltransferase NSD2-like
Exons: 5
Coding region: 177-1970 (597 amino acids)
Source: RefSeq, a predicted model, not a curated record
CUGUUUUUUAUACGCAUGCGUUAAUUUUUACCGGCAUUUGUCGGACAUUUUCUGUUGUUUUCUAAUUAUUUUUUUGUCAGACGCUUUACCUUGUUUAUAGUUGAUUAAGCUUCUUUAUUUUCAAUAUUUCCCAGUGAAUCAGUGUAAUUGUAAGGGGAAAUUAUUUUGCACCCGCUAUGGCGGAAACAGAAAACGUUAAAACGAUGGAAAAUCUUAACAAGGAUAAGAAUGAAAGAAAUGGCAUUGAGUCGAUAAAUGACAGUGGAAUCGAAAUGAACGAGGAAAAGGAAAAAAUAGAGAGAAAUUUGUCAAUAAAAUGCCCUUGGAUUCUUGGUCAAUUAGCUUGGGCUCGAGGCAGCAGUUAUCCUUUUUGGCCCUGUGUUGUCACUCUGGAUCCAACAACUCUACUGUACUUUAAAGUUCAAAAUAAGGGCAGAUCUCAGGCUCUGAUGGUUCAUGUCCAAUAUUUUGGCGAUGGUGGUCGUCAUAAUUGGGUAUUGUCACACUACAUGAUACCAUUUGUCGGUCUCGAGGAUUUUAAAGCACGAGCUAAAAGCAUAACACCCGAAAUCAAGAAAAAAGAUCCAAAAUUUGCCGCUGCAUUCACUCCAAAAAUGGGAGUUAAAAAACAAUGGGGAAUUGGAGUUACAGAAGCCUCAGGUCUAAUGCAUCUAUCAAAUGAAGAUAGAGCUUCAAUUUUUGAACCCGUUAUACCUGAAGAAAAAACAGUUCAACUGACAAAUAAAUUAAAAAGGAAACUCUCUCCAAAGGGAUCCAAGUUUCCAAGUGAUACUCCAAAUUCGAGCUCUAAGAAGUUGAAAAAAAUUGAAAAUGACGAACAAUCACAAUCACAAACACCGUCAACUCAACAAUCUGAAAGUUCGAAUCAAACCGAAGAAUCACUAUCAAAUAAAAUUGUCACAGCACCGGCAAAGGAAUCAUCGAGUAAUGCUUAUUCAACUGCCAGACGUAAAAGUACAAGAAAUCAAAAUAAAAAUUCAAUUGAAUUACCGAAGCGGCAAAAUUUAAGAAAGAAAAAUUCCAAACUAUCGGAAGAGGAGAGAAUUAGAAGGGAUGAAAUUGAUUUUGAAGAUUAUUACAAUUUGAAUAAAGAUUUUUGGAAAUCUGAUAAUCCAGAUGCGACUGAUGAGGAAAUAAGAAAAUUACUGCAAGAAAUUUGGGACGAUAUGGACGCUGAGGAGAAGCAUAAUAAUUUAAAUAGAAACUUCGAUAAUUACCGAUAUAAUCUCCCUGAUAAUUCAAAGGCAAAACGAGUCAAAAAGACCCCAUUGCACCAAGAGAAGGAAAAUUCGAAAAAUUCAGAAAAUGCUCAACACGAAAGUAACAAAAAUAUUUUGCAAGUGAAUGGAAAAACUGAGGAAUCAGUGAAAACAAGCGAAGUAGUUAAAAAUAAACUCAGUCCACAGAAGGAGAAAAAUAAAAAAAAUGAAAAGGAGACAAAUAAUGUUUCGAAGGAAAAGGGAAAAAUUUCCGAAAAGGAAAAAAAUAAUUCCGACGAUGGCAAUAUUCAAAAGGAGAAAAAUAAAAUUUCCCCAUCCGAUGAUGACAAUCUGCAGAAAGAGGAAAAGAAAAAUACCGAAUCGAUCGAUGAAAAUGUUGAACAAAAAGAAAAUAAGAAUUCUGAUUCUGAUGAUAAAGAAAUAGUGAAAGAGAAGGAGAAAAUUUCCGAAACUAACGAAGACACACAACAGAAGGAGACAAAUAAAGUUAUUUGUGAAUUAAUUCCACCUAAUGAUAAUUCUCCGAAAAAGAAUGGUAAACCGGAAAUAAACGAUAAUGUGGAAAAAGAUAAAAAGAAGGGAAAUUCAAAAACUAAAAACUCUCAGAAUGCAAAGACUAAAAAGGAAAAGGUUCUUAAAAGGAAAAAUAAUUCAUCUGAAAAAGAAGUUUCAACUAAGGAAUCAAAUAAGGAGAAGAAAAUAGCCGAUGAUCAAUCAAUAAAAGGAUAAGUCCCAAAAAAAAUUCUUGGAAAUCAAAAAAGAAUUUUUUUCUAAGUUAAAUAUCAAAAUUUGAUUCAAUAGAUAUUUUUUUCCUAACUAAUGGAAGUGAAAGAAGAU